Molecule: messenger RNA, 322 nt
Organism: Sinocyclocheilus anshuiensis
Lineage: Eukaryota; Metazoa; Chordata; Actinopteri; Cypriniformes; Cyprinidae
Product: vacuolar protein sorting-associated protein 13B-like
Exons: 2
Coding region: 32-322 (96 amino acids)
Source: RefSeq, a predicted model, not a curated record
GAAGCUCUCUCUGACGGACCAGCAGCUGCCCAUGUUCAUCCGGCUGAUGGAGCUGGGUGUCGCGCUGUAUUACGGAGAGAUGGGCGUCCAUCGAGACGCAGAGAAGGAGGAGAGCGGCUCGCUUCGAGAGAGCGUCUCUGGUCUGAUGGACGCGUCCGAUCCGGCUCUGACGGGUCAGUACUUCCAGGGCGAGGAUGAAGAUGAAGGCUGGAUGUCGUGGGCCUGGUCCUUCGUCCCGGCCAUUGUGAGCACCGGAGAGGAGGAGGGCGAGGGCGAGUCUGGCCUCUACACAGACACACAGGAGUCUGGAGCCACCCAGUGA